ACCUACUGUCAACUAGUUGCGACGUGUACUACACUCGUGAAUAGCAUCCUAUUAAAUUUAAUAAUCUUUUAAUUGUAAAUGUAAACAAUGUCGGUACACGUUGAUCACCUGUGACAAUAUUAGAUAACGGUUUUUAUGGUCUACUUAAGAAAGUAAACAUCGUUUUGCAAAUAGGGGGGAGAAAGGAGCAUCCACUCAUGUCUCUGUGGUCCACGGCUACGCCGGGCCUAGAAUUAGGCAAGGGAAGUGAGAGUAGUACGACAGCACAUGCUCGCAAUUGUGCCCUGGGUAGUAACUUCAAGCCUAAAAUGUCUCAUUUGGGCGAGGAACUUCACACUCCUCGCUACCUGUCGUGGCGCAAGCUGCAGCUGAGCAGAGCGAAACUGAAAGCCUCCAGCAAAACUUCGGCGCUUCUGUCCGGUUUCGCAAUGGUAGCGAUGGUAGAGGUGCAAUUACAAACGCCCACCACCAUUCCAUCCGCGGUGUUAGUGACUUUCGCGGUGAUUACGACUCUUUUAGUAGCGGUGCACAUGCUAGCCCUAAUGAUAAGUACGUGCAUUCUUCCGAACAUUGAAGCUAUUUGUACCAUGGACGCCAUACAUUUGGUGGAGGAGUCGCCCCACGAAAAACUACAUUGGUAUAUCGAAACGGCGUGGGCGUUUUCAACACUGUUAGGCUUACUGCUUUUCCUUGCCGAAAUCGCGGUACUUUGCUGGGUGAAGUUUUACGAUAUCGAUAAAACGGCCGCUUGGUCCGCUUGUAUAAUACUUAUACCUGUCCUUUUUGUUUUUUUGGCGUUCGCCGUUCAUUUUUAUCGAUCGUUGGUGUCCCACAAGUAUAAGAUGACUGUAUCGGGAAUUCGUGAGUUAGAAAUGCUAAAGGAGCAGAUUGAAUUGGGUGAUGCCGACCAUAAUCGAGGUAACGGUAUGAAUGAUGUAUUAUCAGCAGUACGUAUUGUGUGACACUAACGAUCAAAAUCUGUGCAAAACUUCGAAGACUGUUCUUGCAUAUUUUGCUAGGAAUAUAUGUUUUUGGUGGUAUACAUUUUUUAUAGAAUGCAGAAUUUGGAUUUCUCUUUACAUUUCUCAAGACUGCUGUGAAAUUAGAUAUUUUUACUAACUCACUGAACUAUAAGUUAGUGCAUAUAAGGUUGAGAUAUUCAUAGGGACAUCUGUACUAGUCAUUUGCAAUGGGUCAUUCGUGUCUUCAGAACGUGCCGAUCUGUUAUGUUGGGAUCAAAUAGCCAAAAAGUUUUGAAGAACAUUGAUCAUUUUUCCUGUAAUAAUAUUUCAUACAUUCCUGAUUAACUUACCUGUCAUUUUAUCAAGUUGUUGCUCAUGUUAGUAUGUUGUAAGGUAGGAUUAUGGGAAUUAAUCAACAUGAACACAGUUAGGAGAGACUACUAAUUUUUCUUUUGUUUUUUUCUCUCCAGUGAUUCUUUUAGUCUUACCAAAUAAAUAUGCGUUAAGUUAGCCUGUAAAUUAAUCAUGUACUUACACAUUAGUAUGUUAUGUUACGUACCUAAAUUAGUUAAUUCCAUUAAUAAUUGUAAUCGCAUACCGGUCGCCUAAUUAAGAUACGCAAAAGAUAUACUUUACGCAGAUCUAAAUUAGGCAGUCUGUAAUUGUGGUACCUGUGUGAUAAAUGCCUUAAGACAAUACUUUUAAAAUAUAUCUUGUACAGGUUAUUCAAAUAAACGAUGCUGUUUUUAUUUA
Messenger RNA from Photinus pyralis (common eastern firefly), 1715 nucleotides. RefSeq names its product calcium release-activated calcium channel protein 1-like. Gene Ontology annotation, cellular component: membrane. Bases 198 to 962 code for a protein of 254 amino acids. Gene Ontology annotation, biological process: store-operated calcium entry. The record is from RefSeq and is a predicted model, not a curated record. The transcript is spliced from 3 exons. Gene Ontology annotation, molecular function: store-operated calcium channel activity. NCBI's taxonomy places the organism in Eukaryota, Metazoa, Arthropoda, Insecta, Coleoptera, Lampyridae.